AUGCCCAAGUCAGGUUUUUCAGAGUCUGUCUAUGCGAAUAUCAGUUACCUUUUGGAGCAGAGAAAGAAUGAAGAGCUGCCACAAGAAGUAAGAAGAAGGCUUCCAUGGGUAAUUUGGUUCCUUUGGAAAAACCGGAAUGAUCUUGCCUUCCAAAGCCAUCAAUUCAACGCUAUGGCCACGAUGGAGAAGAUUACGGAAGAAGCAGAGCUAUGGUUUUUGGCUCAGGAAGUUGAUAAAAGUUGUGAGAUUCUGGCUCCGGUCUUGCAUCAGAGUGAAGUUAAAAGGUGGAGACCUCCACCGGUCCCCUGGUUGAAGUGCAACGUUGGUUGCUACUGGGAGAAAGGGUCAAGUAAAGGAGGAAUGGCUUGGGUCAUUCGUGAUGGGUCUGGGUCUGUUUUGUUGCAUAGUAGAAGAGCUUUUGCUAAUGUUAACAGCAAACUCGACUGUAACUUCUUAGGUGUUUUAUGGGCUUUGGAAAGUUUGAGGACCCAUGGUGUAUCGACGGUGGUUUUGGCCGCGGAAGAUUCGGUGGUGUGUGGGGUUUUGGAAAGACCAAAAGCGUGGCCCUCUUUUAAGAAGCAAGCGUUGGAGUUUUCUUCGGUGAUAUCCUGUUUUGAGAGUCUGAAAGUUGAGCUGGAACCGAGAUGUGCUAAUAGAGGGGCUUUUCUCAUAGCCCAAAGUGUUAUCAGAGGAGAUCGUUGCCAUUCCUACGUUGCGACGGGUAGUCCCUCUUGGUUGAAUAACAUCUUUGCUCAUGAGAGAGUCUGA
This is a messenger RNA of Microthlaspi erraticum, 768 nucleotides long. NCBI's taxonomy places the organism in Eukaryota, Viridiplantae, Streptophyta, Magnoliopsida, Brassicales, Brassicaceae. The record is from the annotation of a GenBank genome assembly.